Struthio camelus australis is the source of this 2691-nucleotide messenger RNA. The record is from RefSeq and is a predicted model, not a curated record. Lineage: Eukaryota; Metazoa; Chordata; Aves; Struthioniformes; Struthionidae.
AUGUUGGUGACAGGGUUGUGCCCUGGGUUGUUUGAUCUGGACCCUGACCUGUUGCCCCUUUUCCAGUACAACUGCAAGCAGUUUGCCAGCCCUCAGGAGUGCCUCUCUGCCCCUGAGUUCCUGGAUCACAUUAGGAAGGUGAUGUUGGUGAUUGAUGCUGCUGUGAACCACUUGGAGAACUUACCCUGCCUGGAAGAAUAUCUCUGCAACCUUGGCAAGAAGCAUCAGGCAGUUGGUGUGAAAGUCGAGUCUUUCUCGACUGUUGGCGAGUCCUUGCUGUACAUGCUGGAAAACUGCCUUGGUACUGCCUUCUGCCCGGACAUGCAAGAGGCUUGGACCAAACUCUAUGGUGCCGUGGUGAAAGCCAUGCAACGUGGCUGGGAUGCUCUCCCAGAAGGGGACUAGAUCCUGCGAGCCUUUCCCAUCCCUAACCUCACAGCAACCCUGUGCAGGGGAACUACUCUCUCUCUCUCUGCCUCUCCCCCUCUCUCCCCCCCCCACCCCUCUGCCUUUCUCUGUGCACCAGUCUGUCUCUGCCUCUUCCAGCCAUGUGUGCUUUAGGGCGCUCUCAGUAAUUUUGCCUUGGUUUGACACGACCUCUUCUCUGCCUUUGCUGAUGGCUGACCGGGUAUUUCUCUGCAGCAAACUGUAGGAGUGACACAGCACAGAUAUGUCAACCUUCUCCUCGGGCUAACUGGAGCAUCAUCACCAAUGUCUAUAUUCUAGUUUUCAGCUGGCUUAUCUUCCCUGCUUUUGCUACCCUCUCUAGCUCAGUGACAGCUAACGUAGGCCACUAGGGCUUCUCCACACUGGAGCGUGCCCAGCUGCAGGGCUCUUAUUUGCCAUGCUCAAGAUGUGCUGGGUCUGUCACAGUUCACUCCUCUGGCGCUGUUAUGCCUCGUUUUGCUGUGUAGGCAAUGACUAAUUUGGCUCCCUGUAGGCAUAGGGACAGCUAGGCUGCAGCCAUUUUGACCAGUGGAGGUGGCGGGAAAGGGCCACACAGUGCAGCCGCCCUCCCCUAAACUUGCAAUGUUUUUCCCCCAUACUCUUGACCCAGGCGUUCUCCCAGCAUCACUCUGGGAUGAUUGAUCCUGGUGCUCUCUUCUGCCCUGCCUCUCUCCUAGAUAGGAUCCAAGGCCUUUGCUUGUGUAAGGUUGGUCACAACUCAGUGUGUUUCGAGCAGUGGGAACACGUUAAUCCCAAGGUAAGGCUGCUUUUAACAGGUCUGGGCUGCUAGCUGGCAGGAUAUGUAUUGGCUGGGCCAUUUAUUUUAACCUGAGAGCCAGCUGAAAUGCAGCAGCAGUGGCACCUAUUUGAAAUGCUUUGUAUUAAGGAGAAGAGAGUAAGGUAAAUACAAGAAAAGCUGUCCUAGAAUAAAAAUGAAGGUGCAACCAUUCCAGCUGUUGCUCAGAGGAAGCCUGGCUAGAAUUUCUUUGCUGAUGCUGUCAGGACCUGGAGUGUGUCCCAGCUGCAUAUAAUGUGCAUUUGCAGAGCUUUCUUACCCUUUAGUAAUAACUCCCAGCCAUCCUGGAGACUUGGCCACUUCAGAGGGGAGCAAGGCACCUGAUGAGUAGUGUGCAGCAAUGCAAUGGUAGACCAGGAGUAAAGAAACAGCAUCUGUCAGAUGAAAUGCAAGGCAGAUGGCUGAGAAGCAGCAUUUGAUGACUCUCAUGGGAGGUGAACUUGGGCACUUUGAAGAAGAGAUCAUCUUGACCGGGGAGUCGCUGUGGGACAGGUGGAACUGUAUUUCUAGCUGUCACUAGCCCUUGGGCAAGGAUACAGAGCAAGUAAUCAUUUACAAGCAGCAUCCUUGUUUGCCCCUCCAUGUCUCCCUCACCCAGCUGUCCCACAGCACCACUUCUUGUGUCUGCUGUGCCACAGGGCUGGGCCACCCAGUGCAUGGCCACUGUGCACUAACUCCUGCUGUGGUCACUAGCCUUGCUGGCUGCGUAGCAGAAAAGUGGUCAGAGCACCGAGCAUCCACCUGGGAGCUGUGAAAGGGGCCUCUUCCUUUUUGUCCCCUAUUUGCACCCUGACUCCAGGGAAUAUGUCUCCCUAGCACGCCAGCAGGGUGUGAGGAGCCCAACGGCAGGGCUGAAAUGCUCCCCAUCCAGAGGUGUGCUCCUCCGAAACUCACACGUCCUCUGCUCUGGGGCAGGAGAGGGCUGCCACAGCAACUCUCCUCUCCUACCUGCUCAGUGGUGCUGGGCUCCACUUUGCAGUCUCGCAGGGUACUGUUGUGCUUCCUUGUCCAAGGCUCUCGCCAUCAGUGGGGCCGACUGUACACCGGCACUUUUUCCUCAUUUUUGCUCCAGGCCGGUCAGGGAUACAGGGACUGGCACUGGGUGGAGGUGCUGGCCGCAGCACUGCCAUGCGGGGCACGAGGGUUCAGGAACGGGAACAGGGCAUCUGGAACCCUGUUCUGGGGGUGUCAGCCCUCAGCAUCACAGGGAGAAACCCUUUGACUCUGCAUGACAGGUAGACAGAAAUGUUAUGGAUGGGGUGCGUGUGUGUGUGUGUAUUACUGCACUAAAGGAACCCUUCUUUCUCUGGCUUUCCCAGCUCCUUGGCUUCCCCUCUUCUGUGUCAUGCUCUGUGUAAUUCCUAAGAGAAAGCAACUUGUCUGUGUGCCUCUUACACCCAGCUAUACUAUUUAAUAAAGAACAGCAGUGAGGCUGUGCCCUGUCUGCA